AUGCUUCAAGAGGAGAGAGCCGUGUUGGAAGCUCAAAGGCGCCGCCACUUGGACGAAGUGAGCGCCGAAAGAGAUCGGCUUGCACAAACCGCGGCCCGGCAGCGUACCGAAUUCGAUGAUAAGCUGUCUGAACAGACGGAGGCCCUUCGCCGACUGUCUGAAGAUCAUCGUAAGGAGGUAGAGAGGAUUAGGCAGGAGCUAGAGGACAAACACAAGUCGGAAAUCACUGCCAUCGAAGCGAAGACGGCCAGUGAGAAAGCGGCAUGCGAAGAACGCAUAACAACAGUCUGGCAGACGCAAGCAAGUAGCCGUGAGCGUGAACUUCGUGAACACUUGAAGCGCGAACGGGAUAAGCAGCUGGAAAUUGCGGUGCACAAAACUUACUUUAUGUCAAUAUAA
Molecule: messenger RNA, 399 nt
Organism: Protopolystoma xenopodis
Lineage: Eukaryota; Metazoa; Platyhelminthes; Monogenea; Polystomatidea; Polystomatidae
Source: the annotation of a GenBank genome assembly